Molecule: messenger RNA, 975 nt
Organism: Daldinia vernicosa
Lineage: Eukaryota; Fungi; Ascomycota; Sordariomycetes; Xylariales; Hypoxylaceae
Product: shwachman-Bodian-diamond syndrome protein
Exons: 3
Coding region: 343-702 (119 amino acids)
Source: RefSeq, a predicted model, not a curated record
GUACAAUCAGAGGGGCAGCUACCCGGUUGUACGUAAAUACGUAAAUCAAUAUGUAAAUGAUGACGUAGUUGCUGCUGUUUAGCAAGAGCAUGCCACACGACGAUCGAAUGUGUAAACAGGUAGACAGGGAAACAGCAGCUUCCCUGUAGCGUAUUUGAAGCUUCGAUAGCCUAGAGCUACUUCUUAAUCUUUUCCUUUGUUACUCCAUUCAUUCAAACAUCUCUUAACAACAUUAAGAAACCAUCGACUUGAUACCCACGACUUACAUAUCUAUCUCCUCCAACUUCACGUCUAACAUCACCACCACUCACCUCAAGUAAAUCCCAACACAAAUCGCCCAAUAUGACUAAGGGAGAAGCCACUCAAAUCAAGAUCCACUACAAGGGCCAGGAAGACGACUUCAUCAUCUUCGUCGACGACAGAGAGGCCUACAAAAAGUGGCAGAACGACAAGUCCGUUCCCAUGGCUCACUUCAUCUCCACCUUCAAGGUCUUCGUGACACACAAGCAAGGAGCUCAGGGUCAGAUGGACGGAGCAUCCCAGAGCCUACUCGAGAACGAGUUUGGUACCUCUAACGAGGAGGAGGUCAUCAAGAAGAUACUAGAGUCUGGCAUAAUUCAGGAGUCUGACUUCGCCGAUCGCCAAGGACACAAGAAUGACACCAAGACAAUCGUCAUUGUCCCCGGUCAGGUUACCAGAUAAGAGCCUCGAUUCAACUCACCGGCAGCGCCCGGUACAACCUGGUGCGCUGUUCUAUUGCACGGCGUCAAGCUAUCGAUUGAGAGAGCAACGCUCAGGUGAGUUGGGUGUAUCAUUGGCUAAGUGUUACAAUGAUUUACCAACCAACGCGGAUUUCGAAUGUAAUACUCGUGGGACAGCUAUCAUCUACUAGCUAACGAGGAAUAUUAUUGCGAUGGAUCUGCAAGAUAGUCGUAGGUAGCGACAUAUGAAUAUCAAUGAAAGAAGUUAAAAUCG